AGCUGCGGGGUGGGCGGUAGGCACCGGGGGCGGCGCCGGCCAUCGCCCGCCUUUCUUCCCUCUUUUCCUGGUCUGGAGCUCCGCACGGAGAGGCGUCGGGAGCUGCGGGGGCUGUCGGCGGUGCCGGGUUAUCCAAGCAUGAGCACCCAGAUGUUCGAGGGCAAAGGCCAUGCGGCCGUCUACCAAAAAUACAGGUUUGCACCCGGGAAAGAGCUGCAGCAAACCAUCCUUGCCUACCUGCAGGAAAAGAAGGCAAUCCCUGCUGAGCUGGUGGUGGACGUCGGCUGUGGGACCGGACAAGGCACCCGCUUCCUUGCGGAGCACUUCAAGAAGGUGGUGGGGACGGACAUCAGUGAAGCACAGAUCCAGGAGGCCAAGGAGACCCUCUCCACGCCCAAUGUCUCCUACCUCGUGUGCCCUGCAGAGGAGCUGCCGUUCCCGGACGCCUCUGUGGAUGUCCUGGCCUCGUUCACGGCCGCGCACUGGUUUGACAUCCAGAAGUUCAUGAAGGAAGUGCAGCGGGUGGUGAAGCCGGGCGGCUGCGUGGCCAUCAGCACCUACACCGUGGACAUGAGCGUGCGCUACGGAGAUUGCUCUGAGAAGCUCACCAAAAUCUUCAAGGAGUGCUGGGACCAGAUUUUAAAAUACUCACAUAAUAGACUAAAAUUCGUCUUGGAAAACUACAAAGAGAUCUUCGAGGCCUUGCCAUUCCCAGACAAGAAGAGAAUCACUGAUAUCUAUGACGGUAUCCCCAUGACUGUCGAGGGUGUGGUUGGCUACAUGGAGUCUGCCUCUCCGUAUCAAACCUUUCUGAAGAAUGACCCUGAAGCUGCAAAGUCCCUCCUCCAAGAGACUGAAAAGAGGAUGCUGGAGACAAUGGGUGUUUCUUCCCGCGAAACCCCAGUGGAGUUCUUGGUGAGGCACGUCUGUGUGCUGGGGUGCAAGGGACGGUGAAAGAGGAAACCCUCCUGCUCUGGUGCUAAAAUGGAACGAAAACGUGGGUUGUCUCCUAAUACCCCACUUGUAGCCGCUCUUAUUCUUUGCGAAGAUUGAUGCUGAUUUCAGUGAUUUUGAUUUUCUGUGGAAGGCAGAGGGGGUUUUAUGCUUCUGGGGCUCCUACCCACUUUGGUCCUGCAGUGUGCCCAGUGCUGCCCCCUUGGCACUGGAAGGGUCCCGUUUCGGGCUGGUGGUGGUUGGAUUAUAUGUGGGGAAGAGAAUCACAGCACUUGCCGUGAAACUCGCUGAAUUUCUUACACAAUUAAUAAUAAUUAAAAA
Molecule: messenger RNA, 1275 nt
Organism: Empidonax traillii (willow flycatcher)
Lineage: Eukaryota; Metazoa; Chordata; Aves; Passeriformes; Tyrannidae
Product: putative methyltransferase DDB_G0268948
Exons: 7
Coding region: 139-954 (271 amino acids)
Molecular function (GO): S-adenosylmethionine-dependent methyltransferase activity
Source: RefSeq, a predicted model, not a curated record